CCCCCUUUUUAGUUUGUACCUCUUUUUUUUUUUACCUCUUCCCUUUAUUCCUCCUUCCCCCCCUUUAACCCUCCCCCUCCUUAUUGGGCUGCAGUGUGGCCAUGGGGCUCCCACUGCUUCCUGAGCUGCUCAGGAUUGGGAACUGUAAAUAACCAUCACAGAGCACAAAAUCCCCACCCUAAGUGUGCAUGGGAUGAACUCUUUUGCAUCUACUGCUAAUUUUGAUAAUGUGCAGAAAUAUUUUCUCUGCAUAUCUUCAAGAUUUGGAUCUCUGCUCCCCCCUACCUAGAGUGCCCUUUGUUAUUUCUGGAAUUUGGGACUUUUUGGCAUGAUGUGGUUCUGUCUUUGAGGUGCCAGCCUUGCUGCUGGCCGGAUGAUUUGUGUCAUUUUUCACAGUUUUAUGCAUUUGUGCUUUGGCAUUACCUCAGCCGUUGGGUCACCUGCAGGACAUUGCUCAUCCUUAGAGCGGUGGGGUUGCUCUUUUCGUGCCCUAAUAGCAGGGAAAUGGGUGAUAAAUCGUUCCGUUUUCUGUCUUUUAAUGUCUGUGGUAGAACACUUGUUUCAUUGGCGGGAAAGAGGAAGUGUCUGAUGAUGACGACAGCUUUGGAAGGUUCAGGAUCACGUUGAUUUUCGUUAGAGUUUAGGUCUUUUCCAUCAUGGCUGGGGAUCACAUUGACUUUCUUCAGGAUUUUGGUCUUGUCCAGGAUGGCUAAGGAUCAUGUUGACUCUCUUUGGGAUUUGUUCUUGUCCAUCAUGGCAAAGGAUCACGUUGACUUUCUUGGGUGUUUUGAUCUCAUCCAUCAUGGCUGAGGAUCACGUUGACUUUCUUUGAGGUUUUGGUCUCAUUUGUCAUGGCAGGAGAUCACAUUGACUUUCUUUGGGGUUUUGGUCUUAUUUGUCAUGGACAAGGAUCGCAUUGACUUUCUUUGGGAUUUUGGCCUCGUUCAUUAUGGCCAAGUGCUAUGAUGCAGAAUUAAGUCAUUUCAUACAUCAUUUUCUCCGUGUGUUCACUCUUUGAUGGAGCUUUGCAUCACGCUUUCAGGGCUCUCACAUUGUUUAGCUGCAGGCUUUGCGAUGAGUGGGCUCUCACCACCAUAAAUCCAGCGACGUGUGCGGCAUCAGGAAGAUGCAUAGCGUAAACCUCCUUGUAGGGGAUGAUGAGCAAAGGCUGCUUUAUGACUCCUGCCACACAGUGCUUUUAGGCUUGGUAGCAAUUAGGCUUUAAUUAUUGGCUUUAUUGAGCCACGUGACUGGUCACCUGCACAGAUGUCAGCUUUUAAUUUUAGGUGUUUUGGCAUGAGGGCUACCUGAAGUGUUGGAAUUAGUAGUUUUUUUUUUUCCCACCACUUACAAACCUGAAUCAUCUUUGUUAGAUUUAUCGCAACCCGCUCCGCUUCUGGCAGGCUCAAACCUGGAGGCUUUCAGCUUUGUAAAUGAAAAUGAAGCACGAACGGCCACAGGGUCUCGGGUUGGGAGCCCUGGGAGAUUCCAUGCAGCCUCCCUGGAGGCUUUGGGUCCUUUUUCAUAUUUCUAUAAUUUUUUUUUUUUUUCUGUAGCCUUUUAUGAUCUGGAAAGCAGCCCAGAAAAUAACUUCUAGGAAGGAAGCUGGGUGCAGUGCCUCUGUAGGAUGUCCUUGCAUCCCUUGUACCAUGAAAAUUUAAUAGAUGUUCAUGCAUAAUGCCGUGUGCUGUCAAUAGAACUUAGCUCCUGUUGAUUUUCAGUGCAAGCACUGCUGUAAAAUUCAACUUUGGACUUGUGCUGCUGUUCCUGAAGGAAGUCCAGGGGAAGAAUCUAUCGUUAACUUUAUUUUUGUACCAGUGAUUACCCGGUCAUCGAGUUCUUUAAUAAAAUAAUUUUGUAAUACGCUCCUUGUUCUUUUUAAACAACUUCUGGCGUGUGGUGGGGAUCUCGCCUGCUUUGCUCUGCGAGUUGUGACUGUAGUAGAAAAAAAUGGAAAAUGCACUUGGAGCAGGCGCUUGUGACUCACCCGGCUCUCCUCUAACGAACUUCAUUAGCUGUUUGGUAAAUAGCCUCUUGCUAAGGACACUUGUCUAAAAUUAGGAGCAGCUACAGCCAGCUGAUGAUAAAAGUCCCCUCUUUGGGAUUUCAGCUGCUGCACCAGAGGUCCGCGACCCAUCGAGGACCCCUGGGUGAUGGGGCUGGGUGGCACGUGAGCAGCAUCCUGGGGCACGUCUUCCCUGUGUUUAGAGGUAAUCUGCUCCCUCGUGGUUUGAAACUACUCAUAACGCGUCCAGUUUGGUGGUUGCUCACGUGCCCACUGUUGAAGACAGGUCUGUUGGCCUCUGCCAGCCCAACCCUUUCUCCUGGGCUCCCCCGGCACUUCUCAGCCAUCUGGCAGAGUCUGGUUGGGUUUUUGGUUGUGGAUGAGUCACCUGUUGUGUUCCAAGGAGUCUGUGCUAUUGAUGGAUAAGGCAUUGAGGAGCUGGCGGCUGUAUCUAGUGGAGAACAACAGGCAUCCAUCCUGCUUACGUGCUGACAUCAAUGAAAUGCCAUUGGUUUUCAUCCAGUACAAUGUACAUGUUCAGAGACUCACGCAGUGCUUUGUGUUACAGGUGUGUUCCAUCUGGUCCUUGUCCCCGUAGAAUUGAGGAGCCCAACAUUAUUUUUUGUUGCUGUUAUUUUUCAUCUUUUUGUCCUGCUUUGUGGGUAAUGGGGGCAUAUUGUUGUGCCAGAGCACGAAAGGGGUGCGAGGAGCACGGCGCGUGGUGGUGCUGGGCUUCCUCACCUGCAUUAUUUUGGCUGGUGUUGAUGGUUUCCUGCCUCCGUGAGGGUCUGUGCAAAGGAGAUGUGUGAUGGCUUUUAACUAAAAGAGGGGAGAUUCAGGUUAGAUGCUGGUAGGGGGUUGGAACUGGGUGGUCUUUAAGGUCCCUCCAACCUACGCCAUACUGCGAUUCUAUGACAAGUAAUGCAAUCAGAAAGAAACCAGUUCCCACCCACUGUUUAUUACAUAACCCUCUAAUUAAAGUCAUCAAACGGGGAUGACUGUGCGGCUUGGGAAACUUCCCCCAUGUCUGGGUCAAAAAUAAUUCCUCCGUGCUUUAUUUACAUUGCGACAUCCUCGAUGUUGUGCCAAUUAAUUCUUAUCCCUGCAAGGUUUUUUUUUUUUUUUGGCUUCAUCUGUUGGGGUCUCCUAUUGGGCAGAAAGAUCCUUUAACUCUUCAGUUUUCCUUGUGAAGGAGAGAGGACUUGAGGUAGUGCUGCUCCCUUUCUCCCUAGGAAGGGUGGGCUGAUGUGAAGCACUUCUCAUAGUUGCUUAGGUCUGCAAGUUGUUUUUUUCUGGCUUAUUAUUUCUGCACCAUUAGUAUUUUUGACUGGAAGGUAAAGCAUUAAGGUGGGUCUGUUGCCCAAGAAGCAAAUGGUGUGUGUUCCUGUGAUGGCUGUAAUGCUUAAACUCUGAUAAUGAGAAGCAUACGUGGAUGGAGGUGGCGGUGAGGAAGUGUCAAAGACCUCUAAAACACAAAAUGCAGCCGCAAAUAAAAUGUUGCAUUCCAUUUUCCAUGCCCAAAGUAAAUGGUUGUGUACUGCAGCAGCUCCUAAAACCUCCCUCAGCCCCCGUGUUUGUUCAGAGCAUGAACAGCCCUGUUUGUAUGCAGGCACGUUAUAACCGUGUAAUAAAUGUUUCAUCUUUUAACAGAUUAAUUAGUUUUGAGUGUUUGGCUUGCAUGGAAAACAGCUGCAUAGUAAGCAGUGCACUUCGAGGAGCUAGGUGGCCAGGUUAACAGGCUCUCCAGCACUUGGUGUUCAGUUUGCAGAGGUGGGAUUUUCCCUUUCCAGGGUUUUGCUCAUCAGCUUCCAGCAUUCCUGCUGCGGAACCACGCUCGUGGCUGCAAGCAGAUGCCAUGAGCUUGGAGCAAAAUGUAUGAGGAGCAGCUGAGGUCCCUUGGUUUGUUCAGCAGAGGGCGGUGGGCACGGCCCUGAGCUGCCAGAGCCCAGGGAACAUUUGGACACCGCUCUCAGACAUAGGGUUUGGUUGGUGCUGUGUGGACUUGAUGGUCUUCAUGGGUCCCUUCCACCUGGGAUGCCCUAUGAUCCAAUGGCUGUCCCCUUCCUCUCCUGGUGAAGGUGGAGCCUCACCUCCAAAACCAAGUAUGGUCACAGAGGUGUAGUUCAGCCUGGGUUUGGGAUAGACCAUGCCAUGAUAGUUUUUGGGCCCCCUUCCAACCCAACCCAUUCUGUGAGCUCCUUGCAGAGCACAUCACCAACAGAACCACCCAGCCUCGUGACCAGGCCUGCCAUCUUAGGUCAGAGCUAUGUAAUUUAGUGCAGAUAAUUUAAUAAGGGCUGUACCCUGUGCCUUUACCACAGAGUAGAUGAUUGAGCUAAGGCAGCACGAGGGCAAGCAACGCAUUUAGCCAAGCACUAAGGGCCAUGGCCAACAGGUUGAUCCCGUGGUGUUGUUUCCAAAUCUCCUGUUGGGUCAUCUCCAAAUGUGCUGUCAAUGCUGUCUCCAAAUCCCAGUGAGCAUCUGCCCACCACUGCUCUCUCACUGGCGUGCUCCUCCCAACACUCCCAUUAUGUUCCCUUGCAGCAGCCCAGUGUAACAGUAAUCCUCUCCCUCUCUAAAAGAGGAUUAAAAAUGGGAACACUCGCACCUUAAUUCAGCCCGCCAGGGCUGUGCUUGGUCUUUUGGGCAGUAAUCCUGUCGGGAAAGGGCCGUCAGCAAACAGCAGAUCCUCCAGUCACACAGCUGAUGGGGUUAGCAAUUCUUCAAAUUAAUUAAAAAGCUGAAUCAGCUAGAGACGCGCAAUUCACUUAGAAUGACUUAAAGGCCACAUAGUUCAGAGUAAAAUAAUUAGAAAUUGGGAUUUCCGUGGUUCUUGAAAUGAAAGUAUGCAAGUGGACAUAAUGUCACCUUUGAGGAUGCUGUUUGUUGGAUGCUUUGCUGUCCAGACUCCACUUACAUGCUUAAUAAACAGGUGUGAAAUCCCGUUGGUUUCUUUUCCAGGCUUUCUGUGUUUUCUGCAGCUCUUUCAGGUGAGAUGCUGAUGAGAAAGGUGUGGUAAAAGAGAUGGGUUUGGUUUUCUAGGAUUUUUUUUUUUUUUUAAGAUUCUUUAUGCUGCGACUGGUGGCAUAGGGAUUAUUUUUCCAGCCUAAUUAAAAGGAUAAUUGCAUUAAGCCACAGGAGGACGCUGUGGGACGACAAGAAGUGGAUUUCAGUCCCUCCUAGAGCUCGAGUUACUGCGUUUCUGCCAGUGCAUGACCACAGCAAAUUCUCUCCAUGAGCGCCAGAACAAUGGGAUUUUUUGCACUUCAUUGUUUUCAAUGAGUUACGGUAAUAAUAAAGGUACAAAUCAGUCUUGCUCCUGAUGGAUGGCAUCGUUUCCUUAUCAAAGCUGCAGUAGUAAUUCCAUCGAGGCACAUCAUUGCACGGGAAUGGCAUCAAAGCCAAUCUAAAGGUGAAUGAGUGAAUUUUUAACCUGGGACAGCUGCCAACAGGUUGGACACAGCACAGAGAGGUCCAGCAGGAGCCCGGAGCCUCCUUUUAGGAAGGGCACAAAGGCCUCUUCUUCGUCUCCCUACGAAAAGCUGGGCCUGGGCGUUGCUUGGCUGUGGCAGAGUGACAAGAGAUGGAGCUGGGACCCAUCCAAAAUGAGUCAAAAACGUGGCUACUGCAGUCUGCUACAAUGGGGGCUGAUCAGCAGCAGUGGUUUAAGGCAUGAUUGCAGUUGUCCUCGUGGAAAUCCCAGUACACAAAGUUAAUUCUCCCACCGUUGGAACCUGCUGAUGAGAUGCUCACGGGAUGAGGAAGCACCUCUGCUUUGAAAAAUGCACGGAGGGCUUUGUGCCUGAACAGCAAAAUGCAGUGGGAGAUGCAGGAUUCCCCUCCAAUAGUACUUUCUUUGAUCACUAAAUGGCGAGUGAUUAAUUUCUCACUGGAUCACUUUGCACUUAGGAAUUAUUCCAGGCUGUCUUUGUAGGGAGUUGGGAAUUCAUCGAAACCUAUAGUGCCAAUAGAAAACACUUUUAAAAUCAAACAACCUGAUGUGGUAAGUACUUAGGCAUAGUACUUAGGCAGGACAAGUGCUUUCUGAUCUCGUUCCAUACAAGGGUUGCAGGCAAGCACCUGAGCAGCGCUGAGCACUGCCACCAUCUCAUCACAGCUCCUGCAAGCAAUCCCCGUGCAAGAUGGGGAAGGAGGAAGGCUGAGCAGCAAACGUCUACGUGCUGAUGGGGAAGCCCAUUUCCUAGCAGAGGUGCUGGUGCACGUGGCUGGAAACCACCACAGCACUGCAAGAGGAGGAGCUGGCCGCACUGUUGCAUGGGGUUUAACACACCCGGAUCAUAGCAGCCCCCGAGAACAAAGGUGCCAGUGUGAUGGUGGUGGUUUCAUGCAAAGCAAAGGGCUUAUUUACAGGGCAGGCUUGAAUCCAUUAAGGGCAUAUUAAACUCCAGAUGCUCGCCGGCUUUACAAAAGGAGUGGAAGAAAGGGAGGAGGUGUUGCACAUUUUUUGGAAAAAAAAAAAAAAAUCAGCACUCUGAGCAUGGAGCAGCGUUUCAUUGCAGUUAAAAGCGUGAUGCUGGAAUAGUGAGACGGAUUUAAUGUGGUUUUCCCUUUUUAAAGCUAGAUUUCAGGCUGAGCUGCGUAGUGCCAGGCGGUGCUGUGCGAUGUGCUGUUGUCCCACGCAGGAUGCUCAAUACGGAGUCUGCAGCACAGGGAUCAAGCAGAAAAUGGAAAAGGGGAAACUGGGAGCGUUUCCAUUCCUUUGGAUCUAAUAAGGAAAUGAGCCAGAGGGAUUAUUCAUGGCUGUGCCAAAUGGGCCCUCUCUCCAAUAAGGCUUCUAAAUUAACUUCAGGUGGGUCCAUCACCACCCAGUGGCCUGACUGAUGUUUUAUGGAAGAAGUAGACCGGGGAGAGCUGCGCCUCUAUGCCUACGUGGGCUGCUGCACCUCAGUCCUCUGCCUUUUACCCUGUAUCAUUUCUCAAUCCUUACUUAUUCCAUAAAGAAAGUGGAGCUGCUGUGUGGUCAGCGCCCAACUGGGACCUCAAACUUUCCGAAACCUUCAGCUAGGAGACACUGCGGUGAUAGCAAAGUGUAUUUGCAAAGAAAAAACAGAAAUUUUUGAUGAAGAAGCGAGCUUUGAAAGGAGAAGCCUCCACCCAAAAUGUCCAAGCAGAAGAAAGGUCUGGUCGCAAAACCUGAAAAUGUUGAAUUUGGAGUUAUAGUCCACUCAGAGUGGAUCUCAGCCCUUUUCCUUUGGCCCAUGCUUUGCAUCCUUAUGGAAAUUAUUUAAACAGCCUAAGACGUUUUUCUAGCUGUUUUUUUUCUCGUGUCGACAUCUUAUCUUUGGCUCGGUUUAAAGCACCCACGAAGCAACACUGUCAUGAGAUGGUGGUAGAGGAGUUCCUCCAGUGGGGUAACCCACAUGGCUUUGUGUUGAUGUGGUUACUUCUACUCACACCGCAGAUUACAGAGUUGACAAGAGCUCCAUUUUCAGCCACAUGGCUUUGAAUCGAAUGUAGGAUUUACAGUUUUUGUGCUCAGUUUCCGUUGAUUUCUGCUGUUUCGGGUGGUCAGGUUUUGCUAUUUUGGGUUGCUUUUCUCCUCCAGCACCUGGUAUUUCUCCAGCUCUGGCAUCAACAGCGCAUCAAGGGAGCCUCCAUUGCGACCACAGAGCAACUGCACUGCGUGGUGAGAUGGCUUUAUCCUCGUUUUUCUGUUUUCAAGCACUUUAAACGAUUUUAAAAAUGCUUUUGGCUGUCAUCCAAAGCUUCAGGACUAAGCCACAGCUACCAGGAAACGUCUCCACAGGCAUCGUCAUGGUAUCAGGGUUUCCUUGCACCUGAAACUGUUCUGGUUUAUAAAGCAGAAGAGGAGUAAACAUUCAUUUUCUGGAAUGAGGAAUGUUCACUUCUGAAAAGAAUCAAGAACGAUUUUUUUUCCUUUCAUGCUCUGUACAAUAAUCCCUUUUCCAGUCCAUCAGAUCCAUGGCGGAGCUGUUUUGGUGGCUCUUUGGACAGUACUUCCUAUGUGCUCACAGCUUCAUUUCUACCAGGAAUCCUGCAGGAAUAAUGUGAAAAGAUGGAUAAUCUGAAUAAUAACCCAAACUUUCAACACACAGCUAUAAGGCUUUUGCCCUUCGGAUGCUGGAGGCAUUUGGGAAUUUUCCAGAAGGAAAAUGUGCAGACAUGAAAGGAGCGCAGAAGUUGGAAAAGUAGAAGAUCGGCGUUGAGUGAAGUCAGCUAGCGGGUUAAACUAGAGUUCAUCCAAGUUACACUGUGGAAAUGAGUUACUGAAGCUUGUGGUGUUGGGAUCUGCACAACUGGGCAGGCUCCUGCAUCCACUGAAGAGCAAGUCCUACUUUGUGGUAGGUGUGUAGUACUUUCUUGCCUUUUUUUCCAGCUUCUAUUUACUUUUAUAUAGGCUGGAAUGAUGAAGGUGAGGGUACAAAGAGGACAGAGCAAUGUUCUGCUUGGUGGUGGAAGCACAAGAAGUGCCCAUAAAAAUGAGAGCAAGUACCCACACACUCCUGUCUGCUCUUUAUGGGCACCCACGCGUUGAUGUUGGUCACCCAGAUGCCUGUUUGCCCACUUAGGAAUGCAUGGCCCAUAGUUUCAGCCUGCUGCUGAUUUUAUUUAUAAAAAUAACAUAAUUUUGAGUGGUAUUGCCCUGGUUCAAGCAUUUUUCCUCCUAAAGAAAGCUGAUGCGGAGGCAUUGUUCAUCUUGCAAUCUCAUUUCCUGGGGAGCUGAGCGGUGGCAACACGUUGUCACAUAUAUUCUGGUCGUAUUUUUUUAUGUGGGUAAACACUUCUUUAUUUCAAUGGAAAGCACUUAAAGUUGUAUGGCACCAUGGGGAAAACAGCAGUGAACCACUUCAGAAAUAGAAAGCCCAGUGGUUCGGGAAAAGCAUGGCUUGCUAUGCUGCUCCAUUAAGGUUUUGUCUGAAAUCUUCCUCGCUCCCCCCAUUUUUCUGUAGUGAUAACAAAGUAAGUUCCUUAGAAGAAGAUUAUGCUGGAUCUGUUUCCAACUAGAGAACUUCAUGUUGCUUCAAUGCACUUUGGCGUCUCAGUCCCUUCCUUACUGGAGGUAUUUGAAUUGUUGCUCUUUUGGGUAAUUCUAACAUCUCAGUGACCUAUAAGCAGGGCUGGGCAACACCUGGUUCCUUUGUGAGUAGGAAGGUGAUUGGAGCUUCAACCGCCGUAGGUUUGUAAUGGUCACACAACUGCAUUUCAGCAGGUCAGAGCUCCCCUAUUGCAUGCCUAGCUAGGAAGCAAUCUAAACUCAUCUAUUUAGAGCCCAAAUUGAGUUUAAUUUCUAUCCAUACAAUUUAAGAUCUCUUAAGGCUUCUCCUAGUGUUUCCCAGACAAGAAACUCACUUUUCUGGGGGGAUAGGAUAUGCCAAAAUAAGAGUCAGCUCCACCAUGAUGUUGGUAGCUCUUAGUGAAGCCAUUCAUUUUGUGAUUCUCGUUAUUAGAAGCGUAGGAGAGAAGCCAGAUUGAGUUUGGCAUGUUUGGUGUUUUGAGAAGUUCAGUACCACUUUUUGGAAAGAUGUAGCUGGAUUUCUUUGUGUUGGGAAAUGAAAAACUGUUCCCAAAUGCCCAGGUUGGAGUUGUCUUAGGAGAACGAAGUCUGCUGCAAAAAGAGCCAUUACUGUGCAGUCCCAUACGUGGAGUGAACCCAUCCUGAUUCCAUACUUGGAGAUAACACAUCCUAUAGUCCAGGACCUGCUGGUUGGAAGCUGUCCAUUGAGCAAGAGGAUGUAACUGCCCACAGUCAUUUCGAGAAUAACGUGAUAUUUUUAAACUUAAUUCCACGAUAGUGGGUUUUUGCUUGGCUCAUCCGAAGUCUCCUUUCAAUAUUUUUGUCAAUGAGCUUCUUCUCAUCUCCAUUCAACCCUGUAUGUGCCUCUGGCAUUUGAGCAGGGAGCUUUCCCUCAGUGCUGUCCAGGGGGUAUUCUCCCUGCAUUUGAGAUGCAGCUUUUGUUUCCCCUUAAGAAAGAAAGAAAUAAAAAUAGGUGUGCUUGAGUCAAAUGUGGAAAAUGAUUUUGGAAGAGGUGGAUGGAUGUUUGGCUGGUGGGACUUGCUAAAAGAAUUGAUUUGCUGGCUGCGGUGUCUUCAAGGUGAAGCUGCCUUUGGAAGGGCCACUUUAUAAAUGCUGGUAGUAUUCAUUACACAGCGUUGCUGGUAAUUCUCCCCACAGCCUUGGACUUGCUUUGCCCUUCUUCCUCUCCCAAAAUCAGCAUAAGACUCAGGUCAUCUCCUUCUGCCUUCCACCAAACCUCCUGUCCUCAUUCUGUGUUCAAGAAACGUUUAGAUAUAGCGUUGAGAGACAUGGUUUAGUGGGGUUAUUGGUGGUAGGUGGAUGGUUGGACUAGGUGAUCUUGUAGGUCUUUUCCAACCUAGCUAAUUCUAUGAUUCUAUGAUUUUGAGGUGCUCUCCUCCAUUAUUUCCAUGGAGCAUCCCGCAUUUGUAAUCAUCCCUUUUGCAAUGUCUCAAGUAGUUGUUCUUGGUUGGUGUGGCCAAGAUGACUUUGGCCAAGAGCUCUUCCUCCUGACAUAGAAUCAUAGAAUCAUGGAUCUCACUGUCCCAUUGUUCUGGUGUGGUUGGUCCUGGUGAUGUCAUUUCUGGGCUCGCCGUCAGCCUGAUGAUUGUUUUAUCAGAGCUGCUGUCAUGCUGAUCACUUGCAAAGCAUGGUGUGUUUCUGGCAGGAUAUAUAUGAUAGAAGUUAUGGAAAGCUUUGGAAGAGCAGAGCUGCGUGUUGGCACGCUGUGGUUGAGUUGAUGGUGCAGUGCACCAUGGCCGGGUCUGUGCUCUGGGCUCUCUGCUCCUGAAAAGCAGAACAGAUUUCCAUGGAGAGGGUGUGAUAAAGAGCUUUUAAUCUUGUAGACUUUUGACCCCCCAUUAUUAUGGCCUCAAGGUCCCUUUGGCAUGUGAUGUAAUAAUGUGUGACGUGCUGGUGCUUUCCCACCAAUGUACAGUAGAUAGCCACUGAAAAUACCUGUCCAUCUCCUGUCUUGUUCCUUCUGCUCAGAUUUAUGUUCAUGCUGCAUGGUCUGGUGCCCUACUGACUGUGUGAGCUGCUGCUCUGCUCAGUGGUUUACCACUUAGCUACAUUAAAUAAGUAUGCUUUACAUGAUGCUUAUGCUUAAGUUGUAAUGAUUUUUCCUGCUUCCGGACUCUGGGCAAAUAAUGCAGCAAAAGUCGUCUCCAGAACACAACUUGCUGCCAAGUAAACCUCUGUCCUGUCAUUGUAAUUCACGUCCUGGGCUGUUGAGGUUGGGUUGUGUAUUGCUCUUGAGCAUCUUCCCUUGGUGUCAAAGUGGCAGAAACAAGCUCCAGCUGUGCUCAGCCACGCAGAGCACUCAGCUCAGGAAUGCCAGGUGUGUGAAGACCUUUCCUCUAGCAAUGGUGCCUGCUUCUGGUGCUGUGCUGUGUAGUUGGGCAUUAGGAUUUUUCAGAAUUUCUUCUGCCUCCUGGACCAGUAAUAUCCCUCCUGUGGAAGGCCACUAGGGGAGUACCUAUUGAUGGAAGAACACGGCGUGACCCAAACAGAACACAUGGCCACCAUCGAGGCCCACGCAGUGGCCCAGCAGGUGCAGCAGGUCCACGUGGCCACCUACACGGAGCACAGCAUGCUGAGCGCCGACGAGGACUCGCCUUCCUCACCCGAGGACACAUCCUAUGACGACUCCGACAUCCUCAACUCCACGGCUGCCGACGAGGUGACGGCCCACCUGGCUGCAGCAGGCCCUGUGGGGAUGGCAGCAGCAGCUGCUGUGGCAACGGGUAAGAAACGGAAGCGACCACACGUUUUUGAAUCCAACCCAUCCAUCCGUAAGAGGCAGCAGACGCGUUUACUACGGAAGCUCCGUGCCACGCUGGAUGAGUACACCACCAGAGUGGGGCAGCAAGCCAUUGUCCUGUGCAUCUCACCCUCCAAACCCAACCCUGUCUUCAAAGUCUUUGGAGCUGCACCCUUGGAGAACGUGGUACGCAAGUACAAGAGCAUGAUUCUGGAAGACCUGGAGUCGGCGCUGGCAGAGCACGCUCCUGCACCUCAGGAGGUUAAUUCAGAGUUACCGCCCCUCACCAUCGAUGGCAUUCCUGUCUCAGUGGACAAGAUGACCCAGGCACAGCUGCGAGCGUUCAUCCCGGAGAUGCUGAAGUAUUCCACAGGUCGUGGGAAACCAGGCUGGGGCAAGGAGAGCUGCAAGCCCAUCUGGUGGCCCGAGGACAUUCCCUGGGCCAACGUCCGCAGCGAUGUGCGCACGGAGGAGCAGAAGCAGCGGGUGUCAUGGACCCAAGCGCUGAGGACUAUUGUGAAGAACUGCUACAAGCAGCAUGGGCGCGAGGACCUGCUCUAUGCAUUUGAGGAUCAGCAGACACAGCAACAGACCACAACCACGCACAGUAUAGCACACCUUGUGCCCUCACAGACAGUGGUACAAACCUUCAGUAACCCUGAUGGCACCGUGUCCCUCAUCCAGGUUGGUACCGGUGCCACGGUUGCCACGCUGGCUGAUGCCUCCGAGCUGCCUACCACAGUUACUGUCGCACAAGUCAAUUAUUCUGCAGUGGCUGAUGGAGAGGUGGAGCAGAACUGGGCAACGCUACAGGGGGGUGAGAUGACCAUCCAGACGACGCAGGCAUCGGAGGCCACGCAGGCGGUAGCGUCGUUAGCAGAAGCAGCAGUGGCAGCAUCUCAGGAGAUGCAGCAAGGAGCAACUGUUACCAUGGCACUCAACAGUGAAGCAGCUGCCCACGCCGUAGCCACGCUGGCUGAAGCCACUCUUCAGGGUGGAGGACAGAUCGUCCUAUCUGGUGAAACAGCAGCAGCAGUGGGAGCGCUCACUGGAGUCCAAGAUGCCAAUGGCAUCCUAGCAGGAGACUAUUCAGGCUGCAGGUGGAGCAUAGCAGAGAGUUUAUCAGCAAAGCCAGCUGAUCAAGGAAGCUUAGAAGGGUUAUUCAUUAAGCUUUCGUCUGUGGAGCACGGUAAAACAGGCUUCCCCUACACAGGUAGAUGCACUGCAUGCUCAGCCUCCUUCUCACAGCUUUCUCACCUCUCCUCCCCGCCAGGUUGCCUUGGGUUUAGCAUGGCUCGCUCUGGGGACCCAGGACUGGUGUGUGUAGGAACAGCUUUAUUCUUCCCAGGUCCUGCUAUUGAGCUCAAAAAUCACCACCAAGGGGAGAGGGAGAGGCAGAGUCACCUUACGUAGGGCACGAGGGCUGAAGGCACGAGGUUAUUCUGCCAGGACACCAGGCCGCUGCUUUGCCUUCUUUCCCAACGCCCUUCCCCCCUCCCAUUUAUUUUAUUUUAUUUUAUUUUAAUUAAAAAAAAAAAAAGUGAAAUAGGAGUUUUCCACUCCAUCAACAUACAGAUGGAAUGGGAGACACAACAUUUUGGAUGGAAGACCCAACGUUUCAGGGGAGCAAAAUGGGAGUUUUCCACUCCGUCAAUGUAAAGAUGGAAUGAAGGACGCAGCAUUUCAG
Molecule: messenger RNA, 13450 nt
Organism: Numida meleagris (helmeted guineafowl)
Lineage: Eukaryota; Metazoa; Chordata; Aves; Galliformes; Numididae
Gene: NRF1
Product: nuclear respiratory factor 1
Exons: 12
Coding region: 11485-13176 (563 amino acids)
Biological process (GO): regulation of transcription by RNA polymerase II
Cellular component (GO): nucleus
Molecular function (GO): DNA-binding transcription factor activity, RNA polymerase II-specific; RNA polymerase II cis-regulatory region sequence-specific DNA binding
Source: RefSeq, a predicted model, not a curated record